Molecule: messenger RNA, 1966 nt
Organism: Haplochromis burtoni (Burton's mouthbrooder)
Lineage: Eukaryota; Metazoa; Chordata; Actinopteri; Cichliformes; Cichlidae
Gene: mybphb
Product: myosin binding protein Hb
Exons: 12
Coding region: 65-1564 (499 amino acids)
Molecular function (GO): protein binding
Source: RefSeq, a predicted model, not a curated record
AAUGAUGGCACUGGAUACAGUUCGAAGGACUUAAACGAGUUGGGAAUUAGCUGCCAUCUCCAACAUGCCGUCCAAGCCUGCCCCAAUCAAGAAGGCGGCUAAGAAAGAACCAGCCAAGAAAGAGGAGGCAAAGGCUCCAGAGCCGGCUCCUGAACCCGCCCCGGAGCCCGCUCCCGUGGAGGCCCCCCCGGCUGAAGCUGCGCCUGCCCCAACCGAGGGAGAGGCCCCUGCUGCCGAGGGAGAGGCUGCGCCACCUGCUGAAGCUGCUGAGGCACCUGCACCAGAAGAGCCUAAACCACCUACGCCCCCACCACCCAAAGAGCCCACAAGCGCUCCUGUGGAUCUCUUUGUUGAGGAUAAGAACGACACUUCGGUCACUAUCAUUUGGAGCCAGCCAGAGAAUAUUGGGGCUUCAGGUCUAGAUGGGUACACCAUUGAAGUCUGCAAGGAUGGAACUGAGGAUUGGAAAGCAGUUAAUGAAGAACUGCAGAAGUCUUCCCGCUUUGUUAUCAAGAACCAAACCACUGGUGACCGCCUGAAGAUCCGAGUGGUUGCUGUGAACGAAGGUGGCCGCAGUCCUCCCGUUAGCCUCCCUGAGCCUGUGUUGGUGAAGGAGGUCGCUGAUCGUCCCAAGGUCCGUCUACCUCGUUUUCUUAGGCAGAGAUAUGUCGCUAAUGUUGGAGACAAGAUCAAUCUGACCAUCCCCUUCACAGGAAAACCCAAACCUGUGGUCACCUGGACAAAGAACGGGCAGCCCCUUGACACAAAGAGGGUGAACAUUCGCAGUACCGAAAGAGACAGCAUCCUGUUCAUCCGUGCGUCUGAGAGAGAGGACUCUGGAGUGUACGAGAUGUGUGUGAAGGUGGAUGACUUUGAGGACAAGGCUCAAAUUACCCUUCAAAUUGUUGAGCUGCCAGGGCCUCCUGCCACUGUAAAGAUUGUGGAUACCUGGGGUUUCAAUGUUGCUCUAGAGUGGACUGCACCCAAAGACAAUGGAAACACAGAGAUCACGGGUUACACAGUGCAGAAAGCGGACAAAAAAACUGGAGACUGGUUCACUGUGUUGGAGCAUUACAACAGACUGACUGCCACCAUCUCAGACCUCAUCAUGGGCAACACCUACAAGUUCAGAGUGUUUGGUGAAAACAAGUGUGGAAUGAGUGAGAGUGCUGCUGUUACAAAAGAAGAGGCCAAGAUCUUGAAGACAGGCAUUGACUACAAGCCUCCUGACUACAAGGAACGUGACUUCAGUGAGGCACCCAAGUUUACCACAUCCCUGGCUGACCGGGCCACUACUGUUGGCUAUAGCACCAAGCUGCUCUGCUCCGUCAGGGGAUCCCCAAAACCCAAGAUUGAGUGGAUGAAAAACCAGAUGGUUAUUGGAGAUGACCCCAAGUUCAGGCAGAUCUGUGUCCAGGGUAUCUGCUCCCUGGAGAUCCGAAAGCCUGGCAACUUUGACGGAGGUGUGUACUCCUGCAGAGCCAAGAAUGAUCACGGAGAGGCAACUGUCAGCUGCAAGCUGGAGGUCAAACAGCCAGUGAUUGCAGAUGCCGACAAGAAAUAAGCUGGCAUCAUGACGCUCACAGGAAGGUGCUGGAUUCCUGGAAGAACAUGUAUAUAUGGCUGGUGACCACACUGCCUAAUGGAUGUAGACUGAUCUAUCGCCAAGCGCUAACAAAUAUUAUGAAGAACAUUGAAUUAUGAUGAAAAAUAAUUACAAUUAAAUAUUAAAUAUCAUCAGUAUCGCUACAACUGCAUUUUUAAGUCCAUAUCCUUGCCCACAAUCAGCUUUUUCCCCAACAACAAAGUCUAUUGUAACUAAAUUAUGAAUUUGUCAGACACUGUUCUUUCCUAUUUUAUCAUCUAACACCAAGAAUUUUGCAGGAUGGAUCUUCUGUUCCUCGUAGGAGAACUACAUGUAACAUCAAUGAGUUUAUACCAAUAAACUAUUUAAUUUCUGGUUUUA